CUGUCUCAUUCCGUGAUGGAACUGCUGCCUGAAUUUGACUCUGAUUAAAUCUUCCAACAUCCUGCACAAAGUCAAAAUUAGACAUUGGGCAACGUUUUCAAAUUGUGACAUCAAGUUUGUUCAAAUACUUUGAAAGAUGUCACUCUAUUUCGUGAUUGUGUAGUAAUACAGAAGUCAGUACCGUGGUUUUGCAACUUUUGAUUUGUUUCUGAACAUCCGUUCGUUGGUUACUUACUUGCUGGGUGGUAUACAGUUGUUUCGUUGCAUAAUGAACACGAACAUGACGGAUAGGACAGCAAAUUGCAAAGGAGACGUGAUUUAAUUUCACCAGUAACGCGAACCAACGAACCAACCAUCCAAACUAGUGCGGUGUGGUGCAUGGUGAUUCGUCGACCUCUGGAGAAAUACAUCAAUUUUGAUGCAAGUGCGAGCAGUGUGACUGAGGGAUGCUGAUGCUGCCGCUGCCCCCCAUUAAUUGAGACGACCAGGCAACCACAGCAAACAAAGUGCACAUUUGUAACUCCCAAUUUACUCCGUAACACAAUACAUGCACCAAUUUGAAAUGAAAUUCAUCACUGGCUUGUUCGUAACGAUAUUCCUCCUCCUCGUCAUGGGCGGGCUGGGAGCAGGGCGAGGGUUUCGGAGUAAGAGAGGACAUAAAACCACAGGGGAUGUCAGUAUGGAAAUGUCGCACUCUGCCCAAAAUCCGGAAAAGGGACUUGGCGAUUCCUGGAAAAAUGAGGACGACGGAAGUUACGUGUCCUCUCAAAACAUUUGCGACUCUUGGUGGUGUGGACAAGGGCAGGAAUGUCGUCCAGGAGGAGAUUUGCUUCCAACUUGUGUUUGCAAAGAAGUUUGCCCCCUCCCUUCCUCAGAAGAUGUCAAGAAAGAGAAACAACCGCCCACAGGAUGGGAUUGGAAAAUGAAAGACGGAGAAGUUCCCGACCAAGGCUCUGUUUGUGGAAGCGAUGGGAUUGUUUAUCCCUCCGAAUGUGAGCUUCAUCGCAGCGGUUGUUUAACUGCUAACCCACAUCUGCAAGUUGCGGGAACACCGGAAGCGUGCGAAAGUAGGAGGAACGACGAGGAGGAAGAAUCACAUCCACCACCCAAAGAACAAGAUGAUGAAUCUCCCGAUGUAAUGGUGUCACCACCACGUCCGCAACAACCACCCGAUGAGACAAGCCCCUGUAAUCAUGGUCGUCGUCGUCGUCGCAAUACUUCACCAGGAGCAGGGAGGACGAAUCGGAAGAAGAAGCCAUCCUCGCCGCCGGGAGGUAAAAAAGAUGCAACGCUAUUAUUAUUACAUGAAACUUCAAACUUAGAUGUGGAAACACCCUCGAAUGAUAAUGACGGGGAGGAAGACGACUACGACGGUUACGACGACCGAGACUUUCACAACGACGAGGACGACGACGACGACCUUGAAAACAACGACGGUUACCCAAGAGGAAAGGAUGACUGCUCAUCGCUCAAGAAAAUGAGGAAAUCCAUCAAAAAGUUGAACAGACGGAAGUCAAGAGGAGGAGGAACAUCAGAAAAUUCCAGGACGAAUAAUAAUGCAAAAAGGAAGCGAGGUUCAACCCUGUGCACUUUAUCAGAGUAUAAAAUAUUUAAGGAAGCAUUACUAACGUACAACGAGAAGCACCUGGUUCCAUCCUCACAGGUGGAUGAGGACAAGGAGAAAUUAAUCAGUCGAGUUUUCGGGUAUUUCGACCGGAAUCAUGAUGGAGCUCUUGACUACGAAGAGUUACAAAGGAUUGGUCUCGAAGAGAAUUUGGGACGACCUCAGCAGCGUUGUCAUGCUGUCGAAUUUCUCCAUUAUGAUGAUAUCAACCAGGACGGAAGAAUAGAUCCAAAGGAAUUUGAUGCCGCCUUUGCUUUCACGGGCUCAUCCAUUUCGGGUGUAACUAAGAAGAAGACGACAAGGAAACCAAUCCUCGUGAAGGGUAAAGUAGGAGAGAAGCUGGCGGACCUGCGAUGCCCCUUUGUAUCAUCCCCGCCUCCGCAAUGGACUCGAUAUGGUCACCCUGUCGAUGGAUUAGGGCUGGAUAUUCGAGACGAUGAUGAUGCAACCGUGUUGUCAAUACCAGUCUUGGAGUUGGUCCAUGCAGGAAACUUUACUUGCAGAGGCAGCAGCAACAUUGGUGAUAAGGACAAAUUCCUUGAGCAGCCAUACCUGGUCGUAGUCACAAGUGAACCUGAGGUCCAAGUGCAUCCAAACAUGGUUCUGGAACGUCCUGGAGGUGGAGUAAAGCUUGAAUGUCGAGUUAAAGGAGAACCCCUCCCAUCCAUUCGAUGGCUGAAAAAUGAGGCUCCGUUAAGCCCGAUUCUGCUUGAAAGCAAUAAGUACAGCGUGGUCGGACCUUUUCUGGAAUUAACAAACGUGGUUGUAGCCGACACAGGGGCGUACAUGUGCGAAGCCAGCAACACCGCAGGGACAAAAGUUGACAUUGCAUCACUACUGGUUUUGGACGAAUUUGUCGAAUUUCCUUCCGGCGUUAAAAUUGGAACACAAAACGAGUCUCUGUUUGUUCUCUUGCACGAUGGAGGAAUUUCUUUAUAUGAUCCAACCAACUGCAGAUUACACCAGGAAAUUUUAGGAAGCGAUAUUAUUCCUGGGACACAAGAAGAUCUGGUUUGUGGGUCAAGUCCAUGCGUUUGGGGUGCCGGAAUUCACAUCCCAACUUCCUACAUUUACGCCUCACAACCUUUGUUGGACCGUGUUCUUGUCGUAUCCUUGUCGGAAAUGGUUGUGGUUGACUUAAUCCCAACCAUCAGCACUCCAUCCAAUCUUCACUACAUACCCCACAUGGAUCAAGUUUGGAUCCACGGACAGGGCGGAGGUCAAGUUGUGAGAGAUGCCAAGAAAAAGAGAAAGCACGGGGCUAAAACGAUAGAAAUUGUGGAAGCGAGCCCUGUCAAGGACAUGUUUCUUCCUUCGACAGCCCCAUUUGCGUCCGCUUAUCUCACAAAGGAGGGUGUUCGAGGGAUCUACAAAGUUGACCUGAGGAGUGGUUCUUAUCUCAAAAGUGUGGACCUGAGCGGCUUUAAUUGCCUCCCGGACAAGAUUCAUUUCUCUUCGCUGUAUGGCUUGCUAAUUCUUGAAUGUCAUGAGCCAGUACUGCACCGCCCUACUGGGACACUGCUACUAGAUUCGUUGACUGAUGCUGUCGUUGGUCACUAUCCGCAUCUCCAUGGACGAUUAUUCCUCAGUCCUGAUAGCAGAUCUCUGAUAACUUUGACUCCAAAGAGGUCGAAGAACAACAAGGCCGCCACAGACUUUGUGGUUCAUCAAGUCACACAAAACGGAUUAAAGCUGCGUUACACUGUCCGAAGUUCAAUAAAUGCGUCCGACGUUGAUUUUUUCCCAUCACAAGUAUCGCAAUCAUACGACGUGUUCGCCAGCAGUAAAGGUGCUGCCCACCACGACAAGCACCUCCUCUACAUUGACCUUUCUUCCGGAAGAACGGAAGUCGUUCCCGGCGUGGGGAAAUUUUCAGGACCUCAACAACAACAAAGACUAAUUGCUGCGCAACCUGGAGGGUUUGGUCAUUACUUGGUGACACCAGGCAGCAGUUCCGCGUUCGUUGUCAACGGAAGGACGAGAACGGUCAACUGUCAAAUUGGUGGAGGUCCAUUACAAAAUAUUUCUUCCAUCCUGUGGCUCCAGCCAGUUGAAUAAUUUACCAGCGCUUGUUUUGAGGAUAAUUCAGCAUAUCUCAUCUAUUUAUCUGACAAAUACGAGUACUUCUCGUGCGGAAAAUGAUAUAAAUAGAUAAAUAAAGAUGAUUAUAUAAUAUUGUGCUGAUUUAAUGGUGCUGUAAUAACUCUGGUUUGAUCUGGGAAUAAAGUUUUUUACGCUUGCAA
This is a messenger RNA of Folsomia candida, 3867 nucleotides long. Its product is annotated as follistatin-related protein 5. The record is from RefSeq and is a predicted model, not a curated record. Bases 548 to 3682 code for a protein of 1044 amino acids. Gene Ontology annotation, biological process: homophilic cell-cell adhesion. Gene Ontology annotation, molecular function: calcium ion binding; protein binding. NCBI's taxonomy places the organism in Eukaryota, Metazoa, Arthropoda, Collembola, Entomobryomorpha, Isotomidae. Gene Ontology annotation, cellular component: plasma membrane. The transcript has 13 exons.